Messenger RNA from Pangasianodon hypophthalmus (striped catfish), 5585 nucleotides. It is a transcript of the gene efnb3b, whose product is annotated as ephrin-B3b. Gene Ontology annotation, molecular function: ephrin receptor binding. Lineage: Eukaryota; Metazoa; Chordata; Actinopteri; Siluriformes; Pangasiidae. The record is from RefSeq and is a predicted model, not a curated record. The transcript is spliced from 5 exons. Bases 1373 to 2410 code for a protein of 345 amino acids. Gene Ontology annotation, biological process: ephrin receptor signaling pathway; axon guidance. Gene Ontology annotation, cellular component: plasma membrane.
UAAUAUGACAUGCGCUGUUUCCGGUGGGUCCACCCGGGGGCGCACUAACGCGUCACCAUGUUUCUAUAGCGCAGGCUGUAGGCUACUAUUUGUUAUUAUUUAGUACUGUAAUAUGUGGUAUUGGACGUGUACGUGUGGAUUCUCAGGAUGGAGCAGAAUAAAUAAAGGGUUGGGAGAAUUGUGCAGGCUGGAUAACACCGCCUCAUGUUACGUUUAAUAAAACCCCAAAGAAAAAUCCACUCGGUUAGUGCAGCCGCCAGCCGGAAGAUAGGGCUUUCCCCCUUUCCCCUCCCUCUCCUUUUCUCCAACAAGUCAGUCUGUCAGCGAGCUAGGACAAAUCUCACCACAAGGCUUUUCAGCAGCAAGUGAAGGAGACAGGAGCACGAAGCGCUCUACUAAAGCCAUAACCCACCGGGAUUUAGCCAUCCAGCACCACCGCACACUCAUUCUCUGCCUUUUGCCUCUCUAUUGAGCGCAUUAAUCAGUGUGCUAGAGUUUAACAUUUAUUUCUGCUUUCUUGGUUUGGCUGGUUGUUUUUAUACACAUGCCCACAUCUGAGCCCUGCACGCCAGGCACGAUCGGUUUCAUCGAAAUCCAGUGCGCAAGAAGCAGCCGGAGCGAGUGAAGCGCUCAGAGCGCUGAGGAAUAGCGAGGAGAGCGCAGGAGAGCAAGUGGAGGAGAGAAGAGGAGGAAAAACAAGGAGAACAAGACAGGCACCGUCGCGGUUUGCUUUCUGAGAAUGUAACUUUGCGAGGCCAAGAAGCGCAUUUCGUUUUAAUCACACAUCCAUCUGUUCUCAUGCUUUGAUUUUUUUAUUAUUAUUUUUUUUAAUUUUCUAAUUUUUUGCAUCCUUCAUCUCUUGGAAGAAAAAACGCAGCAGAAGAAGGAAGGGACGAAAAAGGGUAAUGGGAAGGAAGAGAGAUCUUGCAGCCGAAGACAGCGCGAGAAUUUCAAUAAAAUUAGACUCUUGCCAAUUGUAAAGCUGACAACCCCGGAUUAAAAGCGACUCUGUGUCAGGAUUGGUGCUGUUAGUGGAGUUUUCUUUCCACGACUGACAGAGCACAGACUUUGAGGAAAGAAGAUAAAGCCGACAAUUAAGAAAUACUAGUCUAGUCGUUUUGGGGCUUUCUGUAAAGUGUGCCUUUACAGAAUAUUUAGUGGGAUUUCAUCUGCUUCAUCUCAGAGCGGAUAAUCCAAACUCGACAGUAAUAAACCGUGCGGGGUUUUUGUGCCUUUGGUGUUGUGUUGAUAUCCAUGCGGACACAUUGCGCUUUAACGCACUGACGGAUUCCCCCUGUAGCCUUACUGAGCUUUAGGCUUUGUUCCUGAAGGCUUCCUCCUGCUGUGUUCUGGGGGAAAAUCUCCUUUAUCCAUGAUGGGGGAACGCAGACCGGGUUCUGGGCUUGACAUGGCGAGUCCGAGCUGUGCAAACGCGCUGGGAUUUCUGCUCAUAUUAUUGGUGGAUUUACUCGGAAUCACGGCGACGAACAUGGAGCCAAUCUACUGGAACUCCCUGAACAAAAGGUUUAGUGAUGAUAGGGGUUAUAUCCUGUACCCCCAGAUAGGGGACCGUCUGGACCUCAUAUGUCCUGCUUCGGACCCCCCAGGACCCCGCGCUCCAGCCGAGUAUGAGUACUAUAAGCUAUACCUGGUGUCCUCCCGUGAGCAGGCAGACAGAUGUGAGGUGACAGGAUCUCCAAACCUGCUACUCACCUGCGACAAGCCCAACAGUGACAUGCGCUUCACCAUCAAGUUCCAGGAGUACUCGCCCAACCUCUGGGGACAUGAGUUCAAAACCAUGCACGAUUACUACAUCAUCGCCACAUCGGACGGCACGCGUCAGGGGCUGGAGAGCAUGAGAGGAGGAGUGUGUGCCACACAAGGCAUGAAGGUGGUGCUGAAAGUUGGACAAAGUCCCUACGGAUUGCCCCCAAAAUCUGCCAAACCGGACCAGCCAGGUCAUACUAACACCAGAAACCAAGGAGGCAGUGGGAACACAACUCUUCCUAGAGUGCCUGGUGGGGGCGGAGCCACAGCAGGCGGUGCAAAUGGUCCUCUCCCCGCCUCCAACAUUGCCGUCAUCGCAGGAGCAGCUGGAGGCUCCGCCUUCCUCCUUUUGGUCACUGCAGUUAUUUGUGUGGUGUGCUACCGCCGGCGGCACUCGAAGCAUUCAGAGUCGCACCACCCGCCGCUUUCUCUCUCAUCCCUGACCUCACCUAAGCGCGGGGGUGGAGGAGGGGGUGGCAACAACAACGGCUCUGAGCCAAGUGACAUCAUCAUCCCACUGCGCACUUCAGACUCGGCCUACUGCCCGCACUACGAGAAGGUUAGUGGGGACUACGGGCACCCAGUCUACAUUGUGCAGGAGAUGCCACCUCAGAGCCCCGCCAACAUCUACUACAAAGUAUGAGGACGGGCGCACAGCAUUAAUGCCAGCCUGCAGUGCCCAGACCACGCCCCCUCACCUACUACCUAAACCAUAGCAGUAUGAACCGACUUCUCCUGUAUCUCUGCAGUCUCAGUUCUGACUGUGAAAGCCCCAAACCCUGUGACUGAAACCCACUCUCACCCACACACACACACACACAUACACACAAACAGACACACACGCACACACAUAUACACAUAUACACACGCCUCCUAAACCUCUGACUCUUGUAAUCAGGAGGAGCGUGUUUUAUGUAUUGAGAGAAAAUCCCUGUGUGAGGGCUAUUUUUUCUUCUUCUAAGAGCAUGCAAAGCUCUCAUAACAUUAAUCCAGAUCCCUUGGAGCAAGAGAGAGAAGCAAUAGCUUGAUGUCUCUUGAAGGUGUCCCUGAGAAACACACCGUAAAAUGAACCAUUGUGAAGUAACGGCAAAAGUGAAAUAAAACAAACUAAAAAAAGAGAGAAACUGAAAGUAAACUGACCCUAGAUGAUGUUACCUGAACUUGAACACUACAAUAACUCACAAAUAGCAGUUUAGUUUGUCCCAUUUGUGUUUGUUGUUCCUCGGAUAAGAGGAACCUGGCACCUGGCUCAGCCAAUUACAAUGCAGUGCUGCCAUCACAUGACCCAAGGCCCUGCAUUUGAUUAGAGGAGCCAUAGCAUCGCAUUGAAGAUCUUGUAUAUUUUAAUAACGUGUGUAUUUUGUGAGUGUGUAGGGUAAUAAUUAUGACACUGCUGUUGCACAGUGCGACAGUGAGUGCGCAUAUCGUGUGCUUUAGUUACAGUGUGUUGGUGUGUGUGUGAGUGUGAGUGAGUGUGUUUAUCUGUGAGAGAGCAUUGUACCUGAGUGAAUGUGAGUUAGACUGUUUCAAAACCAAAACACAAAAAACGAGCGAAUAUCAAAAAGUGUUUUUUUUAUCGCUUUCAUUCAAUAUAGAAUAUAAUUAUAUAUGAAUAUUCAGUAAAAUUAUUUCUAGAUGUCCUUUUCUUUUUUCAAGAUGUAAAACACCAUAUCUGUUUUUAGACCAUUUUUUUCUGCUUUUCUUUUCUGUGCUUUACAAAGAGCUGACCCUGUUUCUUCUUUGUACUGUAAGUUAAUUUAAUACUUUGUAUUUCAUUUCACGAAGGUUUUCUGUUUUAUUUUGACCCCUAGUCAUUCCUCAUUUCCCAGGAGUCUCCACUCUCCAUGUAUAUUUUUAUAGCUCCUUGUACAAUGAUGUAGUUUUGAAGCUAGACCUCGUUUUGUGAAAGUGUUGAGGUAGAGGCACAAUCUGAGAAGUUUUUUUUUUUUUAAUGUGCAAAGACACUUUCUUUUUUACAAAAAAAAAGAAAAAAAGAAAGAGGGUGGGGGUAAAGAAAAGAAUGCCAGAGCUGCCUAUGAAGGAAAGAGAAAAGAUGAACAGACAGAAGUGCAGGGUAAAGACAAAAAGUGAUGGGUGGGGGGGGGGAUCCUCGAAGGAGGUCGUCAGGAUGGGGGAGGAUGAAGGGAUGGAGGAACACAGAAGGAGAGAUGGAGCAAUGGAGGUGGGUUUUUAACAGACUCUUGAAAGAGGUUGUGUGAAACAGGGGCUUGGGAAAUGCAGGAUUCUCAACUACACAGAUGGAAAAGAAAGGGGAUUCACUCGUUCUGUCUCUCAGUUGGAGAGAUGGAAAUAGGCUUUCGUACACCUGCUCGUACUUUUCUGAGGUGGAAAUAUUUGAGGCUCAGUUCAAAUUCUUUCACUCUCUCACAACACAUCUUAGUAUAAUACAACACAUACACACACACAUUCCACAGCUUCAGAAAAUGAGAAUGCACUUGAAAAGGCACACAAGUCUUUCAACACACACACACACACACACACAGACACACUGAGUACACAAUCAAAAUCCAUUCUGGAUGUCCGCAUAGACGCUGAUUACCUGAAAUGAAUUCUGAUUGGACUCUCACACACAAACACACAUGCACACACAUUCAGAUUACACCCAUGCAUUCCAGGACUAAAGAACACACACACCAUGUGUGUGUCCGAUUGUGCCAACGAGAGUCUCAUAUUUUCAGAAUGUGCUCUUUUACAUUGCUGUGUGUGCUGACGCUAGAAGAUGGUCGUUAAGGUAAUGUACGCUACUGCUCGUGUUACAGUUAAUCAGUAUAUCAGGUUUCCUUACUUUAUGUUCAAAGCUGCAUUGAGACAGAGGACCUCACACACACACACACACACACACACACACACAGCCAAAUCCUUGAACCUUCAGGCCUUGCACCACAUUGCCAGUGUGUUUAGUGCUCAAGGCGAGACUUGUUUAGAACCCGGAUAUGAAAAUUACAGAGUUUUUGUACGAGUGUGUCAGAGUUGAUCUGGUGUAACACUGCAGCAAGUGAACAACAUUGUUUUGGUGUCAUGUCAAUAUUCUCUGUUAAAUCUUCACAAUCAAGUUGUCAGUGUUGCUUUGUUGUUAAGUGACAAAUAAGUAUGGUGCAUUUAUUUGUUGGUCAGCUUUCAACGUUUCUGUUCAUUAAAUCCUGAUUUUCGUAAGCCAUGUUUCUUUCCUGUGGAUGUGGACUCAUGAGUGUGUGUGUGGUGUACACACACACACAUGCAAACCCCAGCAUCUGAGGACUAUUCAGUGGCCAAAAGCUGGUCGAAGCUUAUUGAAGAGUCUUAUCGAACAAUGCGGCCUCCUGAACGCAGAAGACACCUCUGGAAAUACGAACAUGUCUGGACUUUGUUUUUCCAUGUUGUUACAUUUCUGUGUUUUUCCUUUCAGCCUUUCUUCAUGCGCUUGCUUUCAGCCAUGGAUGCUGAGACCUGUGUUUUGCAGGCAGACAAAAAAAAAGAAAAGGAAUCAAGAGGAGUGUGUGAUUUUUUGUAGAGAACGCUUCAGUGUGUGCGCGUAUACAUGUUUCUCUGUGCCAAUAGCCAGCAAGUGACGGCCAUUUUAAGGACCUCCGCUCCUCUCCUGUUGCUGUGUUGAGACGUUUGUGGGACAAUGCAUUUGUGUGUGAGAUGUUUUCUUUUCUGUGUUCAUCCUUCCAUCCUUCUCUCCCACUCUUACCACUCCCUCUCUUUCUUUCCUUGCUUUCCCUCCACCCCAUACACACCUCUUAGAAAGAGAGGUUAAAAAACUAGUACAUUCCUUUGAAGAAAUGUUGAUUAAAAAAAUUGCAAAAUUUGUUUAA